AUGGAGUCUGUGGGAUCUGACCAGGGACAGUACGAUCCGGACGAGCUGGACCUCCCUGCAUCCCGACAAGCGACUGUAGGCACCGCCACUACAUCGACGGGGCUGCCAGCAAUUACCCCUCGCAUUCGCGUGUCUGCCAUGUCAGAACUCAAUGCGUUCUCGGGGAAGGAUGAAUGA
Messenger RNA from Phytophthora nicotianae INRA-310, 177 nucleotides. RefSeq lists its product as hypothetical. NCBI's taxonomy places the organism in Eukaryota, Oomycota, Peronosporomycetes, Peronosporales, Peronosporaceae. The record is from RefSeq and is a predicted model, not a curated record. The coding region runs from base 1 to 177 and encodes 58 amino acids. The transcript has a single exon.